Mobula hypostoma (lesser devil ray) is the source of this 2801-nucleotide messenger RNA. It is a transcript of the gene gra, whose product is annotated as granulito. NCBI's taxonomy places the organism in Eukaryota, Metazoa, Chordata, Chondrichthyes, Myliobatiformes, Myliobatidae. The record is from RefSeq and is a predicted model, not a curated record. The transcript has 6 exons. Bases 241 to 705 code for a protein of 154 amino acids.
CUCUCAAUACAACUUCUCUCAGGCUUGCUUUUGUACAUCCCGAUCGGACGUUCCGUUCUCGCUGAGCCCACUGUUGUGCUGCGGGGACGCCACUGACCACCACCCACUCGCCCGUCUCUCGCCGCAGGGAAAAGCUCGCGACACGCGGAAGGGUACGUGCGGUCUGACGAGGCGGCUCGAGCUCUGUCGCGAGCGCUGUCACCCGUUACGGAGGCAGGUCGAUUGUCGCGUGAGGAGGGGAUGGCGGAGGUAAAAGGCGUUACUCCAACCGGGAUCUCUCCAAUAAUCAUGGAAACCACUAGGAAGGUACCAGUAAUCCGCAAAUCCCUGAAACCAGCAAGACCAUUGCAUCGUUUAUCUACUGAGAUAGAUUCUACAAUAUGUGUUGAUUACUUUCCACCGCUUUUACAUCAAAAUGACGUUUCAUGGAACGAAGAGAACUGGACUAUUUCAAGUGGAUAUGUACAACGGGAAACCAAGUGGAGUAAUAUUCCAUCAUUUAGAAGCAAACAUGAUCUGAAAGAACGACCAAUUGAAAGACGUCAUUCUGGUCAGGGAGAUGGCACAAAGAAGGAUGCAGAGAGGAUAACCUACAGCAGAGAAUUUCUGAUGAAAAUUGCCAGCCUGCCAAUUUCGAAAGAGAAACCUGAGUUUUUGCCAUCUCUUCCUGUGGUGUUAGAGAGGCCUGUAAGUUGUGUACUUUGACAAUACCUCAUCAAAAAAUUUGUCAAUUGCAUUUUCUGUAGCUAUUGCAGAGCAGUAUUUGAAAUGUUGAUCUUUUGUUUCAUAAGAAUGUAAGUUAAAAGAAUGUACCUCAGCUUGUUUGUAAAUUUAUGGUAUGCCAGUUCUUGCAAUCUUUUACAGAAGUAACAGUACACUUCUUGAAACAUUCUGUAGUACAUUUUGAUAGCAAAAAUCAUAAAUAGGAUAUCACAGCUCACUAAAUUCCUACUUUUGACUUAUUAAAUACUUAAUUACCUGUUCAAAAAUUUUUAUUAUUCUCCAUUUUUAACCAACAGUUUCAGCAUGAAAUACUGCGAAGUUAAUAUUUCAGCUCACUGAUUGGAUAGUAAAUGAAAAAUCUUUAGUGAAGACUAACACAAUAAAACUUUGAAUUUUAGUGUAAAAUUAAUGUUGACAAUUACUAAACAUCUAUAGUAAUGUGGGGAUGGAGAAUACUGCAUUUUUAACUCAACACAAACUGUCAGAUAUUGGUAAUAAUAAAGCAUCCGUUAGUCUUGCGAGAUCAUGGAUCUGCGCCUGGAAAGUCUUCACUCUCCAGGGCGCAGGCCUGGGCAAGGUUGUAUGGAAGACCAGCAGUUGCCCAUGCUGCAAGUCUCCCCUCUCCAUGACAUCAAUGUUGUCCAAGGGAAAGGCAUUAGGAUCCAUACAGCUUGGCACCAGUGUCAUCGCAGAGCAAUGUGUGAUUAAGUGCCUUGCUGAAGGACACAACACGUUCCCUCGGCUGGGGCUCGAACUCACGACCUUCAGGUAGCUAGUCCAAUGCCUUAACCACUUGGCCACUUGGCCACGUGCCCACGAUAAGAGGCGAAACAAAAACAUGGAAGAUUUCAGUAGGCUUGUCAAUGUUUUAAUUGCCACCAAAAAUAUUUGUAGAUUCUAUUACAUUUACCCAGUCAUCAGCAAGCAAUGUGGCCAAAUGACAGGAUCAUGGCCUGGGGUCAGGUACUUAAUUGAGCAAGGUAAAUGCACAACAGCAGGUAUUUUGCCAUAAAGAUAAGGGGAUAGGGAAUGCAGAUGUGAGGAGUAAUUGAUUAAGUGACCUGAGGUAAUGACCACUUUUUUCAGUCAGAAGUCUCUUUUGCUUUGGACAUAAAAUUGUAGGUUUUUGCAAAUAAAAUGAUGUGAGCUGUUUGUAAGUUUAAGUAAAAAGUGCAACAACCAUGUUUUUUGAACUGCAAAACCUGAACACAAAACACGCUAAAAAUCCUAAAAAUCAUCAUGUCCGACCAGCCUCUUAAAGUGAAACCCAACUCAACGUCAGUGGUUAUGAGUUAGGUAUAUCUCCACCAAUUACAUAACCCUGCACAGCAUCCUCCCAGAAUUCACUGAAACGGCAUUAUGAGCCUGUUCCGAGCUCGGACGGGCUGCUCUGGCUGGCUGCUCGGCUUGGGUGCUAUGUCCCAUAGGUGAAGGAACAGCAGGUGCCACUGGUCCAUCCAGAGACGUGUUGACAUGUCAUGUCAUGCCAGUAGCAGCAUGGUAGUGAAAUCCUCCAAAUCUCAGUGGGCCAGCUUAAGGAGAUCUACCAAAACACAUUCAGGUUUACCCCUCCUAUCUAUGAUAAAAGUCUUUUCUCUCCAUUUCAAAACAUGGAACGAGCCAUUUUAAGGGGACCUAAGGGGACUUUGGUGUGCAUCAUAGUGGAUGAAAACAAACAAGGCAGAAUGUAAGAAUGUAGGUCAACAGGAACCCAAGAUUGCUGACCUUGGUAGGAAUAGGUGCAAUGGAAUUGAAUUUACUGAUGAGGAUAGAAUGUUGACCAGGUGGUCAUGGCAUCAGGAAUAAAAACACCUGGUACUCAGCUAUGGACGUCUGCAGAUCCUCUUUUGGAGCUGUUCUGAGUCCCAGCUGUACCCACGGGAGAUGAUCACGCAAACACUCAUCCAUCAGGGAAGCCCUCAGAGCAGCUUUUAAGGAACGAUAAAACCGCUUGCAUAGGCCGUUGGACUGCAGAUGAUAUGCUGUGGUGUGAUGUAGCCAAACACCAAAGUUCUGGGCCUUUGUAGCCCGGAGGUCUGAAAUGAACUGCAGACUGCUGUCAGAGGAAAUAUCAGAUG